AUGGCCAGCAACCGAAUUCGGCGGAUGAGGAAAGAAAUUGCCGACAUCCACGCCGACACACACUCGCAGAUCAACGCGGAGCCCGUCGGCGGCGAGGACGAUGUGACGCACCUCCGAGGUUCGUUUCCCGGACCACCGGGGACGCCCUAUGAGGGAGGUACAUACAACAUCGACAUCAAAAUUCCCGAGAUGUAUCCAUUCCGUCCACCCACCAUGAAAUUUGAAACCAAGGUGUGGCAUCCGAAUGUCAGCAGCCAGACGGGUGCCAUCUGUCUCGACACAUUGUCCAGUGCCUGGACUCCCGUCCUGACGGUCAAGUCUGCCCUUCUUUCAUUGCAAUCUUUGCUCUGUACACCGGAGCCCAAGGACCCUCAGGACGCCGAGGUGGCCAACAUGUUCCUGCGGAGGCCCAAGGAGUUUGAGCGGGUUGCUCGCGAAUGGGCAGUUCUUUAUGCUGGUGCUCCCCGUGGAGAAACCAGUGAGGGCAGCAGGAGCGCAGCAGAGGAGACUCAGGAAGCAGUACAAGAUAAUGUGGCCCAGUAUGUCCCCCACACUUUUAAGGUCUUUGAGCUCACAUUAUCGCACAGAUAUGAUGGAUACAACAAAGAAUUGGUCGACCGCUUCUGUAGCAUGGGUUUCGACGUGGAACGAGUCGUCGGUGCCUUUCAACGUGUGGGGGUCGACCGGCGAGGAGGGCAGGACUACGAGCUGAACGAGGGUCAGAUGGGUGAUGUUACUUCACAACUUCUGGGGGAGUGA
Messenger RNA from Penicillium riverlandense, 759 nucleotides. RefSeq names its product E2 ubiquitin-conjugating protein UBC1. Gene Ontology annotation, molecular function: protein binding. The transcript has 2 exons. The coding region runs from base 1 to 759 and encodes 252 amino acids. NCBI's taxonomy places the organism in Eukaryota, Fungi, Ascomycota, Eurotiomycetes, Eurotiales, Aspergillaceae. The record is from RefSeq and is a predicted model, not a curated record.